AUGCUAUUUUGUCCCACACUUGGAGUUCCGACGAGGUUGAUGAAAUGCAGCUGGAUCACGGAGAUAAGAGUCUAUUCAAUUCCAGUGGUUUCCAAAAGAUUAAGGGAGCAGCGAUUUUGGCGAAAAGACAGGGAUUUUCAUACCUAUGGGUUGAUACAUGCUGCAUCAACAAAGCCAGCAGCGCCGAACUAUCUGAGUCUAUUAACUCGAUGUACCGAUGGUAUCAGCAAGCGAAAGUAUGCUUCGCGUAUCUUUCAGAUGUCAAUUUUACCUUGGCUCAAAACGCGAACGAAACGAGGUCCGCAUUUAGGAGCAGCCGUUGGUUCACCAGAGGUUGGACAUUACAAGAACUCAUCGCGCCCCGGGUUGUGGAAUUCUAUGCUUCUGACUGGUCUUACAUUGAUACAAAAACAGUAA
This is a messenger RNA of Colletotrichum siamense, 417 nucleotides long. RefSeq lists its product as uncharacterized. The transcript is spliced from 2 exons. The coding region runs from base 1 to 417 and encodes 138 amino acids. The record is from RefSeq and is a predicted model, not a curated record. NCBI's taxonomy places the organism in Eukaryota, Fungi, Ascomycota, Sordariomycetes, Glomerellales, Glomerellaceae.